Sipha flava (yellow sugarcane aphid) is the source of this 3500-nucleotide messenger RNA. RefSeq names its product protein trachealess (gene trh). The record is from RefSeq and is a predicted model, not a curated record. The transcript is spliced from 14 exons. Gene Ontology annotation, biological process: regulation of transcription by RNA polymerase II. Gene Ontology annotation, molecular function: RNA polymerase II transcription regulatory region sequence-specific DNA binding; protein dimerization activity; DNA-binding transcription factor activity, RNA polymerase II-specific. NCBI's taxonomy places the organism in Eukaryota, Metazoa, Arthropoda, Insecta, Hemiptera, Aphididae. The coding region runs from base 1 to 3204 and encodes 1067 amino acids.
AUGCACGUAGAGUUGGACGGCAACGGUGGUGGCGGCCCGUCACCGUGGGCCGCGGCCGCAGUGCUCGGCCACCACCAUCAUCACCAUGGCGGCGUCGAUCACCACCACCGUCACCACCACCACUCCCACCCCCAUAUACACCCUGCCGCGGCGGCCGCCGCUGCCGCCGCCGCAGCAGCCGCCGCAGCCGCCAACAGUUUUCACCCUCAUUCCGCCCACGCGCCGAUGGACCUGCACGUGCCGCAACCGUUCCCGUACUACAGGUACAGGGAUGAAUCGAUGUGUUGGCCCGAGAGGAAACCGUUGUCCGAUGAUGGCCAUUCGCCGUCUGUGAAUGCCAGAAUACUGGAGUUAAGAAAAGAAAAAAGUAGAGACGCAGCUCGGUCACGAAGGGGCAAAGAGAACUACGAGUUCUACGAACUGGCCAAAAUGCUGCCACUGCCAGCAGCUAUUACUUCACAAUUAGAUAAAGCAUCCAUUAUACGUUUGACCAUAUCAUACCUAAAACUGAGAGAUUUCUCGGGUCAUGGUGACCCACCAUGGACAAGGGAUGGACCGCCGUCCACGUCCAAAAAUCUUAAAGGAACCUCGGCUCGAAAUAGAUCUCCAAGUACCAUAGCCAUGGAAUUGUUUGAGCAGCACCAAGGCACACACAUACUUCAAUCGUUGGACGGUUUUGCAUUUGCGUUAGCUGCUGACGGACGAUUUCUAUACAUAUCAGAAACCGUAUCCAUCUAUUUAGGACUUUCUCAAGUAGAGAUGACCGGUAGUAGUGUGUUCGACUACAUUCACCAGGCCGACCAUUCCGAACUAGCCGAGCAACUAGGUCUGGGACUGACUCAGGGCCAGGGCAUGGCAUCACCGUCGCCCAGCAGCGCCGGCUCCGAAGAAGGAAGUUCCAACGUGGGCACGGCGAAUCCCGACGUUUCAUCUGUGAUGUCGCUGUCCAGCACAAAUGCUUAUAAAGGCUUGGACAGAGCGUUUUGCAUUAGAAUGAAGUCUACAUUAACUAAACGUGGUUGCCAUUUCAAAUCCUCCGGAUAUAGGGUGGUGCUAUUGAUUUGCAGACUGAGGCCACAAUACACGUUUUCGCAUAAUCGAAAAUGCGCACCACCGCUCUUGGGAGCUGUGUCACUGGCCAUCGCUCUACCGCCGCCCAGUGUGCACGAAAUCCGACUGGAAACCGAUAUGUUCGUCACUAGACUAUUCUUCGACUUUCGAAUAGCUCAUUGCGAACCAAGGGUGGCGGAGAUAUUAGAUUAUACGGCUGACGAACUGACCGGCAUGAACAUGUACACCCUAUGUCACGGCGAAGACGUGGGGAAACUCCGAAAAUGUCACCUAGACCUUAUCAACAAAGGACAAAUGAUGACGCACUACUAUAGAGUGAUGAACAAAAAUGGCGGUUACACUUGGAUGCAGACGUGCGGUACGGUCGUGUGUAACUCGAAAAACGCCGAAGAACAGAACAUCAUUUGUGUCAACUACGUGGUCAGUGCCACGGAAUACGACAAUUUGAUAAUGGAUUGUUGCCAAAUGGAAGAACACAUUAGGCAGAGGGCGGUGAAAAGAGAAGAAACGGGUGGCAACGACCCGGAAAACGGUUCUCCCGAUGGCGACGGAGGAGAUGGACGAGGAGGAAACCCUAGAAGAGAUCACUUGACGCCAGCUGACUUAGAUGAUGGACAGUCAGCAGAUGGGAACGGUGAUCCGACAAGAGGCAGAAACCACGUGGAUAUUACUCAACUGAACAAUACGACAAACGAACGCCUACAAUUAAACAACAACAACAACAACAACAACAACAACGGCAGCAGCGUCAACGGCAACAACAUAGUUGGGACGCAGCCGAAGAAAUCGGGAAGCAAUAAGCGGAAAGCGCACAAACGGAAGAUAGCGGAACUACUUCCCGCGCGGGACGAGAACAGCUGCUGCAGUAGUUCGGAAGAGGACGCGGUGAGCCGGAAGCAACAUUUCGCCAGCCUCAGUCCUGCGUCCACGUCAUGUCAGUCCACGUUGCCGCCGAGUCCGCCGAAAACCGGUGGCGACAAGAGGCCCGCGACCGACCCGAACGCGGUCAAGGAACUCGAGCACGCCAUGUCCAAGCAUCUGCCACCGGCCGCGGACAAGACGUCGGCGACGGCCACCGCCGCAACGCAUCAACCGACAGACUUCAGCACGGACGCGCUGCUCAAACAGCAACAGCAAAAAAGCACGAUACAGUGGAUCGGCGCGCACCACUUGGGUGGCCAUCACGCGCAUCACCCGCAUCACCCGCAGCAGCAACAACAGCAGCAACAGCACCAGCAGCAACAGCAGCAGCACGUUCAGCUCCAGCACCACCAUCAUCCCAGUGGGCCGCCCCAUCACCAUCACCAACUUCAUCAUCAACAGUCGCAUCACCAACAAUCGACGGGCGGACCGCCGGCCACGUUGCCGGCGUCCGCGCUGCUCCGGCAGAUCUACGCGAACCGCGAGUCCGUCAUUCGGGCCAACGUGCACGCGCCCAGAUCACCAGGCGGCGGGUCCGGCAUCGGCGGCACGGCCGCUUAUUACGCGGGCGACAUGAGCACGUUGCCAACGCCGCCGGGCAGCGAGGGUGGCUACAGCGAACAGCAGUUCGGGCCGCUGCAGAAGAACGAAUUCGGUGGCGGUCUGGCGGUGCCGCCGCCGUACGGCUACGCGGAGUACCACACGGCCAUGACGCCGCCGUCAUCUGUGUCGCCGCGCGACAAGCACCAGCACCAGCAACAGCAUCAGAACCAGCAACAGCAACAGCAGCAACAGCAACAGCAGCAGCCGUACGACCUGUACGGAUCGCAGCCGCCACCGGCACCGGCGUCGCUGGCACCGCCGACGGCCGCGGACGCGCUGCUGAUGCGACAACAGCACCAGUACGGUCAUCAUGCCGAGGUGACGUCGUCCGCCGCGCCGCCCUCGCUGCCGCUGAAACCGCAACCGUACAACCCCGCGCCGCCGCCGCCGACCGUGACGCUUGACCACUACGACCAGUCGUCCGCGGCCGCCGCGGCCGCCGCAGCAGCGUUCUAUCACUCGGCCGCCGGUUUCCAUCUGUACCAUCCGUCCGCGGCCGCCAAGUCGACCAUGGCCACCGGGCCGCCACCGCCGCCAACGCCGUCAUCGGUGUACGCCGCCGAAUCGUUGAAGAACCAUCAUCACAACUGGUAUUCCACGCCCACUUGAGCGUCGGUUGGAAAUUAAUAUCGCGAUGUUUUACCGUCGCAACUGUACUGUCUAAUAUUUUUGUAACAUUAUUUUCAUUUUCAUUUUUUUUUUUUUUUACAAUUUUUACUUAUUUUUAUCGUUGUAAUUUUAUACAACAAAAUGUGCUGCGCGCGAACGGCACGUGCGGUUUUCGUUUUCCGCUGCUGCCGCUGUAUAUUUCGUUUGAGACUGUAAUAUUGUCGUUAUUCUGAUUUUAGACUCGCUGUAAUAAUAUAUUAUUAUUAUUAUUAUUAUUAUUAUUAUUAUUAUUAUUA